This is a messenger RNA of Armigeres subalbatus, 1026 nucleotides long. RefSeq names its product RING finger protein narya-like. Gene Ontology annotation, cellular component: synaptonemal complex. Gene Ontology annotation, biological process: homologous chromosome pairing at meiosis; reciprocal meiotic recombination; protein sumoylation. The coding region runs from base 155 to 919 and encodes 254 amino acids. The transcript is spliced from 6 exons. The record is from RefSeq and is a predicted model, not a curated record. Gene Ontology annotation, molecular function: SUMO transferase activity. Lineage: Eukaryota; Metazoa; Arthropoda; Insecta; Diptera; Culicidae.
AAUUUUCAAACACCAAUCAAAAACCAGGACGAUCAAUCAGAAUCAUAAACAUCGCAAAACGCACGUGCACCGAUCCGUUAUGAGUUUGAAUGUCAUCAAAGUAUUCGCGAUGCACUGCGCCCAAUAAAGAAUACCAUAGUAAAGUCAACUAACGAUGUCCUCCCACAAGUGGGUCCACUGCAACAUCUGUUAUCAUUUACUAUCGAAGAAGACUCGCCGUUUUUUCCUGAUGAGCUGCCAACACACUCUCUGCAAGGACUGUAUGGCCCAAUCGAAUCGAGGGACGUGCUGUCCGGUUUGCAAAAGACAGGGACUGCAGUUUGUGGAAAUCUGUAACACGAUGGAUAAGAAAUUUAAAGCACUUUUCGAUCCGGAUGUUCCCAAAACCGUCGAACAGUCUUGCAAGAUAAUCAACUUUCAAACCAAACAAAAGCAACACCUCAUAGACUAUCUGGCUUACAUGGACGAAAAACUGCUGAAAGCAGAGCAGAUGGAGCAUCGCAUAAAGGAGAAGAUUUGCGAGCUGCAAAAAGUCUAUCACAAAACACGCAGCUACCGGCGAAAUCAGCAGCAAAUUUUGCGGCAACAGAUGAGCCUAGCCGAGGAAGAAGAAGCCGAUACGCCUACGCUGGGCCCGGAUCCAGCGGCAAGUGGUAGUAAUAACGUUCCAUCGUCCAAGCGGAACCAGGGAAGUUUCUUCGAUGAACACUCGCGGAAAUCCGGAAGUAAAGACAGUCGAUUGUCGGCCAGUAAUACACUAUCAGUGGAUUCGUUUAUGAAUUUGAAGGGGUCUACUUCUUCGGAUAGUUCCGUGCGUUCAGUGGACUUUGGCACCACUCCUUCCAGUGGCGAUCGAUCGACGGGUCGCAUCCACGAAACUUUUCAUAGGAUGAGAAUUGAUGAAAAAAGACCGGCAUAGGAAAUGGGAACUAUUGCUAAUUACGAGUUUAUUAAUUAGGUGUGUAAAUAUUCUCAACAAUGAAUAAAGUAGUAUUUCAUUCAAUAUUACUACACCCAGGUUUUUUU